This is a messenger RNA of Brassica rapa (field mustard), 1511 nucleotides long. Its product is annotated as homoserine kinase. Lineage: Eukaryota; Viridiplantae; Streptophyta; Magnoliopsida; Brassicales; Brassicaceae. Gene Ontology annotation, molecular function: ATP binding; homoserine kinase activity. Gene Ontology annotation, biological process: L-threonine metabolic process. The record is from RefSeq and is a predicted model, not a curated record.
UACAAUCACAACCUGGGUUAGGUGGUCUGUGGUCACGUUUCUUCUUCAUCUCUCCUCUCUCUCUCUAGCUUUUUGUUGUCUUCCUUCAUCAAUGGCCACCACUCUCUCCUUCCACUCUCCAUCCAAACCAACUUCCCAUUUCCAUUUCCAGCUCAAACCCAAACCAUCUCCGCCGCUUUUCGCGAAAGUCUCCUUCUUUCGAUGCAGAGCCUCCGUCCAAACCCUCGUCGCCGUCGAGCCGGAGCCCGUUUUCACCUCCGUCAAGACUUUCGCGCCGGCGACCGUCGCUAACCUAGGCCCGGGCUUCGAUUUCCUAGGCUGCGCCGUCGACGGCCUCGGCGACCACGUGACUCUCCGCGUAGACCCCUCCGUGCGCGCCGGCGAGAUCUUGAUCUCGGAGAUCACCGGAACCGCGACGAAACUCAGCACCAACCCUCUCCGGAACUGCGCCGGAAUCGCCGCGAUCGCGACGAUGAAGAUGCUAGGGAUCCGAUCAGUCGGGUUGUCGUUGGAUUUGCACAAGGGCCUUCCUUUAGGAAGCGGUCUAGGCUCGAGCGCAGCUAGCGCCGCCGCAGCCGCCGUGGCGGUUAACGAGAUCUUCGGCCGGAAGUUAAGGAAGGAGGAAUUGGUUUUAGCCGGUUUGGAAUCGGAAGCGAAAGUCUCCGGUUAUCACGCGGAUAACAUCGCGCCGGCGAUCAUGGGAGGGUUCGUUCUGAUUAGAAGCUACGAACCGCUUGAUCUGAAGCCGUUGAGGUUCCCUUCGGACAAAGAUCUCUUCUUUGUCCUAGCGAGCCCUGAGUUCGAAGCUCCGACCAAGAAGAUGAGAGCUGCCUUGCCUGCAGAGAUUCCGAUGGCUCACCAUGUCUGGAACAGUAGCCAAGCGGCUGCUUUGGUCGCGGCGGUGCUGGAGGGAGACGCGGUGAUGCUCGGGAAGGCUCUGUCGGGGGAUAGAGUUGUGGAGCCGACGAGGGCUCCGUUGAUCCCGGGGAUGGAAGCUGUGAAAAAGGCGGCUUUGGAGGCUGGAGCGUUUGGAUGCACGAUUAGUGGAGCUGGACCGACGGCGGUUGCGGUGGUUGAUGUGGAGGAGAAAGGAGAGGAGAUUGGAGAGAAGAUGGUGGAAGCUUUUAUGAAAGUGGGGAACUUGAAGUCCGUUGCUUCUGUGAAGAAGCUUGAUAAGAUUGGUGCGAGGCUUGUCAGUAGCAUCUCCAGGUGAUGUUUGAGAUAUUCAUAUGGUAAUAAAGAUUCUAACUUUAAACUUGUACCCACUCAAGAGAGAGAGAGAGAGAGAGAGAAAGAAUAGAGAUGAGAUUGUUCUUUGAGUACAAGGACAGUGUUCAGUUUCUUGUGACAAGCCUUUGGUUUCUUCUGAGACUUUAAUUUUAGAGAGGGCAUUGUAAAAAUGUGGGGAUUCAUGGGACGUUUUGAGUGAUUGGAUGUUCAAUGAUUUACACGUUUGUGAUUUGUAUUUGGAAUGAACUGGUUCAGGAGUUUAAGUUUUGGUUUUCGGUUCA